This is a messenger RNA of Closterium sp. NIES-67, 295 nucleotides long. The record is from the annotation of a GenBank genome assembly. Lineage: Eukaryota; Viridiplantae; Streptophyta; Zygnematophyceae; Desmidiales; Closteriaceae.
CCUGAGGCACAUGAGAGACCCCAAGGAGGCCACCGUGGAUGUCAACGAUGAGACCGGGGCCGACGGAUUCACGGGGGACAACUCCACCACAGCUGAGGAGGAGGAGGAGGAGGAGGAGGAGGAGGAGGAGGAGGAGGAGGAGGAGGAGGAGGAGGAGGAGGAGGAGGAGGAGGAGGAGGAGGAGGAGGAGGAGGAGGAGGAUGAGGAGGACGAGGAUGAGGAGGGAGAAGAGAGUGCACGUGGACGACAUGACGACUGUAGAACAUGGUAGACGAGGCUAAGCUUAUAGAAAUUG